UGAGCAGAGAGAAGACCUUACCCUUCUUCUGGGAGACCAUUCAGGUGACCAGAAAAAUGGCCUCGGGGCUAACAGCCAGGAGAGAAGCAGCCAUUGUGUCCUUCCAGGAUGUAGCUGUGGACUUCACCCGGGAAGAGUGGUGGCUGUUGAGCCACACUCAGAGGAUGCUGUACAGGUGUGUGAUGCUGGAAAACUAUAGCAACUUGGUCUCCCUGGGAAUCCCAUUUCCCAAGCCAACACUUGUCAUUCUGCUAGAGCAGGGGGAGGGACCCUGGACAGAAGAGGGUGAAGCUCAGCCCAGCUCCUGCUCAGCAGAUGCAAAGCCAGAAAUUCAACUUGGUUCCUCCUCUGCUCUGGACUUCUGCAGUUGGCAACGCCAACACAGGCUACACGAUCAUUGCCUUCCAAUCUGCCCAGGCUUGCUAGCAGGCACUCUCUGCCCAGCCUACCAUAAACAGCAGCAGCAGCAAUCACUCUCUUAUGAAAGCUUCUGCAACGACAGAGUGAAAGACGAUGACAGAGAAGAAGGCUCCACAUCAUUGCUGGAGAGGACAAGGAGGAGGUUCACCUCCAGAGCUUUCUUCAGCCCACCUGAUGGACAGCUGAUAAGCUUGAGGGAAGGCAAGACAGUGAUGGAAAUAAAGCUCAGCUCAGCUGAGAAGGCAAACCAUUUAGAAACAGAGAAAGUAUUAAAGUGGGUAGGUUUCUCAGGAUUUGAAGUAGCGAAUUGUGGAAAUUGUGGGCUAGGCUUUAGCCAGAAAUCAGCCCUCUUUGUUCAUCAGAGGAGCAACUCAGGAGGAAAGCCUUAUUUUUGCAGUGAGUGUGGUCGAAGCUUCAGCUAUAAAUCAGCUCUCAUCACACACGAGAGAUCACAUACAGGGGAGAAGCCUUACAUCUGCACAGAAUGUGGGCAAGCCUUUAGCCAGAAGUCUAACCUAGUCACUCACAAGAUGGCCCACUCUGGGGAGAGGCCUUUCACGUGUGAGGAGUGUGGACGAAGCUUUAGCCAGAAGUCAACUCUUACCAGACACCUGAGGACACACUCAGGGGAGAAACCCUUUGUGUGCCAGGAGUGUGGGCGGGGCUUUCGGGAUAAGUCAAACCUUAUCACCCACCAAAGGACCCACUCAUGGGAAAAGCCUUAUGUGUGUAGGGAUUGUGGGAGGCUUUUUAGAGACAAAUCAACUCUCAACAAACAUCAGAGAAUUCAUUCAGGGGAGAAUUCACAUUUGUGCCCUGAAUGUGGCCGGAGCUUUAGUCAGAAAUCGUACCUCAUGAAACACAAGAGGACACACUCAGGAGAGAAGCCUUUUGUGUGUCAGGAGUGUGGACGAGGCUUUAGUGAUAAGUCAAACCUUACCACACACCAGAGGACACACUCAGGAGAGAACCCCUAUAUGUGUGCAGAGUGUGGUCGAGGGUUUAGUGUUAAGUCAGCUCUUAUGACACACCAAAGGACUCACUCUGGAGAGAAGCCUUACGUGUGCCAAGAAUGUGGGCAUGGCUUUAGACAUAAGUCAACUCUUGUUGCACAUCAGAGGACGCACUCAGGAGAGAAGCCUUUUGUGUGUGGGGAAUGUGGGCGAGGCUUUAGACAGAAGUCACAUCUCAUCAGUCAUCAGAGGACACACUCUGGGGAGAAGGCAUAUGUCUGCCCUGAGUGUGGGCAAGCCUUUAGCCAGAAAGCAAAUCUAAUCAGGCAUAAGAUGGCCCACUCAAGGGAGAAGCCCUUUGUGUGUAGGGAGUGUGGGAGAGGCUUUACCCAGAAGUCAGCUCUCAUAAGACAUCACAGGACACAUUCUGGAGAGAAGCCUUUUGUGUGCCAGGAGUGUGAGCGGGGCUUUAGUGAUAAGGCAACUCUCAGCACACAUCAGAGAACACACUCAAGGGAAAAACCCUAUAUUUGCAGUAAGUGUGGGGAAGGCUUUAGGCUGAAAUCGCUCCUUGCUAGACACCAGAGGACACAUCUGUUAUAAACAAGCUUCAUGCACAAGAUGUGUAAGCAAGUCUUUAGUAAUAGGUCACAAAUUGUACCUCAUCAUGCAAGAAGAGAUAACUUUAGGGGAAAUCUCAUGUUGUCAAGGGUGGGACUUCAGAGAUACUAACUUUCAUCAGAGGGUAGAAAACCUACUUGUGUGAAACAAUGGUUUUCGAUUAGUGGCAAUUUUAUCCCCUGCCUAUGUGACAGUUGAUGAAAUCUAGAGACAUUUUCUUUUGUC
Lontra canadensis (Northern American river otter) is the source of this 2219-nucleotide messenger RNA. Its product is annotated as zinc finger protein 133-like. NCBI's taxonomy places the organism in Eukaryota, Metazoa, Chordata, Mammalia, Carnivora, Mustelidae. The record is from RefSeq and is a predicted model, not a curated record. Gene Ontology annotation, biological process: negative regulation of transcription by RNA polymerase II. Gene Ontology annotation, molecular function: DNA-binding transcription repressor activity, RNA polymerase II-specific. The coding region runs from base 57 to 1976 and encodes 639 amino acids. The transcript has a single exon.